This is a messenger RNA of Cooperia oncophora, 639 nucleotides long. NCBI's taxonomy places the organism in Eukaryota, Metazoa, Nematoda, Chromadorea, Rhabditida, Trichostrongylidae. The record is from the annotation of a GenBank genome assembly.
AUGCUGAAAAGCAUGCCAGUAUGGGCAGUGAUGAUUGCACAUUUUUGUCAAAAUUGGGGCUUCUACACGAUGCUCACACAUCUGCCGAGAGUGCUCAAAGAACUGGCGAACUAUGAAUUAGAAAAGGCUGGUUUCGUUGCCGGAUUACCGUAUUUGAUGAUGGGAUGCACGUUGGUUUGGGGAGGACAACUGGCCGACUAUCUUCGAAAAGAGCGCAGCAUCGACACAUUGACAGUUCGACGACGCUUCUGCGUCGCAGGUUUUGCUGGUCAAGCUAUAUUUCUCGCAUUGGCGUCUGUGACGUCAUCACCACCGUUUCUUGUUGCGUACCUCUCAAUAUCCAUUGGACUGGGAGGUAUUUGUUGGGCGGGAUUUUCCGUUAAUCAUCUGGAUCUUGCACCACAGUUUGCUGGUCAUCUGAUGGGAAUUUCGAACACUUUGGCUACUUUGCCUGGAAUGCUUUGUCCACUAAUCGUGGGGUAUAUUGUUACAACUGGUAGUGCCACUGAAUGGAACAUCAUCUUCUAUUCAACAGCAGCAAUCUACGGUUUGGGAGGAGCUUUCUUCUGGAAAUUCGCCUCAGGCGACCUACAACCGUGGGCCGGCGAACAAGUGCCGUUUAUCGGCGAAUUACACUGA